ACAUCCUACAGUUCACGCAUUCGAAGACACCAUAGCAUCAUGAUUGCUCGUCGGCAUUCUCGCGCAUGUGAGCGCGUAGCUCUGCUGGGAUGUUGCGCCAUAUCUGGCGAGCGUCGGCCUUUCGAUCGCCAAGUGUUUCUUGCUGUUGUGCGCGCUCUUCGUCUCCGAUGUCGUCCUCUCCAUCCACACCACUCCUCGCUACUUUCGUCGUCUUCAUCCUCAUCCUCGUCCUCGUCCUCGUCCCGGGCACCUUCAGCAUCCCCUGCACGGGUCUUCAUAUGCGCGGCCACCUUCCUUGCGCAUAUCGCUUUCCGCAUCUUGGGUCCUGGGACCAGCGCGGUCAGGACACGGGACUCGGUUGUUGUCGGGCUCCGUGCGCGAGAGUCUCAGCUCCUUUGCCUGUACGGUACCAUCUUCAUCAUCACCAUUCGCGCCGUCGUAGUCUUCUCGAACACGCUUCCGAGCUUGAUGCGCUGCAAGCCGUGCUUGAAACUCGGCAUUCUUGCGCCGGACGCGGAGCAGCUCUUAGUAAUCCUGUCGUUGCACCCCGCCCUCGAGCCUCACUCUCCCGCCGUUGCACCGCCCGCCCUCGGGCUUCACUCUCUCGCUGGCUCCCUGGGAGGCGAAUCAUUGAAAUGCAGCGUCGGCGAUUGUCGCGGAACCGGUCGCCCAGAGCUAGUACCAGGCCUGCGAGGCGAGAACGAACAAGAGUUGCCGCGGCGAGAAAAAGCACGAGCUUGCAGUGGUGCCAUUUGCGCAGCCCGAGGCUCUUGUGAGUUGCCAGUGGGCUGAAACUUGCCGGCAUCUUGUUUCUUUUCCCCCCUUGCCAUUCGUCUUCGCUGCUGUUGCCUUGGGUAGCUUCGUCGCCUCGGUCGGCUUCUUGCGCGUGCGGCUGGUCAUUCUAGUACAGAGGUCUCAGUCCCAAGAGGUCCCGGUUGGAUCAGUAAGCUGCCGAGUCCCAAGACGGCUCAAGAGUGUGUCAGAAUCAGAGGCUGCGAGUCCGUCGGAGUCGACGUACGCGCAGAGUU
Molecule: messenger RNA, 1028 nt
Organism: Fomitopsis serialis
Lineage: Eukaryota; Fungi; Basidiomycota; Agaricomycetes; Polyporales; Fomitopsidaceae
Exons: 5
Source: RefSeq, a predicted model, not a curated record